Messenger RNA from Pipistrellus nathusii (Nathusius's pipistrelle), 669 nucleotides. The record is from the annotation of a GenBank genome assembly. Lineage: Eukaryota; Metazoa; Chordata; Mammalia; Chiroptera; Vespertilionidae.
AUGUUGUGGCUGCUCUUUUUCUUGGUGACUGCCAUUCAUGGUGAACUCUGUCAACCAGAUGCAGAAAAUGCUUUUAAAGUGAGACUUAGCAUCAGAACCGCUCUGGGAGAUAAAGCAUAUGCCUGGGAUACAAAUGAAGAAUAUCUCUUCAAAGCAAUGGUGGCUUUCUCCAUGAGGAAAGUUCCCAACAGAGAAACAACAGAAAUUUCCCAUGUCUUACUUUGCAACGUAACCCAGAGGGUGUCAUUCUGGUUUGUGGUUACAGAUCCUACGAAAACCUACACACUUCCUGCUGAUGAGAUACAGUCAGCCAUAAGAAUGAAUAGGAACCGGAUCAACAAUGCCUUCUCUUUGAAUGACCAGACUCUCGAAUUUUUAAAAAUUCCUUCCACUCUUGCACCACCUACUGACCCAUCUGUGCCCGUCUGGAUUAUUAUAUUCGGUGUGGUAUUUUGUAUCGUCAUAGUUGCAAUCACACUAUUGGUUUUAUCAGGAAUCUGGCAGCGUAGAAGGAAGAACAAAGGACCAUCUGAAGUAGAUGACACUGAAGAUAAGAGUGAAAACACAAUCACAAUUGAAAAUGGCAUCCCCUGUGACCCCUUCGAUACGAAGGGAUGGCACAUUAAUGACACUUUCAUGCCAGAGGAUGAGCGGCUCACCCCUCUUUGA